AUGACCUCAUUUCCUCCGCCACCAGUCGACUCGAUCGACUGGAAUGAUGUCGGCUUUAAAGUCCGCGAAGUCAACGGCCAUGUCGAAUCCCACUUCUCCCACUCCUCCAACCCUCAAUGGAGCGCACCACGCUUCGUCAAAUCCCCUUACAUCCCAAUCCACGGCAUGGCCCCAGGUCUAAACUACGGCCAACAAGCCUACGAAGGUAUGAAAGCCUUCCGCCAUGCCCCGUCAUCUACCUCCCCUUCGGCACCCGGGCGCAUAACCAUCUUCCGCCCCCAGAAAAAUGCCGUGCGCAUGCAGCGCUCAGCCGAAUUCAUCUCCAUCCCCCCAGUCCCCAAAGAGCACUUCCUCGAAUGCGUCCGGCUCGCCGUCGCAGCUAAUGCCGAAUUCGUGCCCCCCCACUCCACCGGCGCCGCCAUGUAUAUCCGGCCGCUUAUCUUCGGCUCCUCCGCCCAACUCGGCCUGAACCCACCGGACGAAUACACCUUUGCCGUUUUCGUCAUGCCCACUGGCGUGUACCACGGCGUGCAUGCGGUGGAUGCGCUCAUCCUGGAGGACUUUGACCGCUCCGCCCCCGACGGCACGGGCUCCGCCAAGGUUGGAGGCAACUAUGCGCCCGUCCUCCGACAUAGCGACCGCGCGCGCUCUGAGGGGUACGGAAUCACUUUGCACCUGGAUAGCAAGACGCGCACGGAGAUCGAUGAGUUCUCGACCUCCGCGUUCGUCGGUGUUCGUAAGGACAAGGACACGGGAGCCGUUACGCUCGUGGUGCCGGAUAGCAAGAAUGUGAUUGAUUCGGUGACGGCGUCGUCUGUCUGUGAGAUUGGCUCGAAGAUGUUUGGCUACAAGGUCGAGCGCCGGAGGGUGGCUUACGAGGAGCUUACCGAAUUCGACGAGGUCAUGGCUGCCGGUACGGCCGCGGCGCUUGUGCCCAUUAAGAGCAUUACGAUGAGAUCAAAGAAUGACAGGUUCACUUAUGAGGCGGGUGAGGGGGAUGCGGGGGGUGAGAUCUGUAGGAAACUGCUGAAGACGCUCAAGGGGAUCCAGACCGGUGAUAUUGUGGAUGAAUUUGGCUGGCUGGUUGAUAUCGAACCUGUCCCUUCUGGAUGGAUGGAGGAGGCUGGGGGCAAGUAA
This is a messenger RNA of Histoplasma mississippiense, 1137 nucleotides long. RefSeq lists its product as hypothetical. The record is from RefSeq and is a predicted model, not a curated record. Gene Ontology annotation, molecular function: branched-chain-amino-acid:2-oxoglutarate transaminase activity. Gene Ontology annotation, biological process: branched-chain amino acid metabolic process. Lineage: Eukaryota; Fungi; Ascomycota; Eurotiomycetes; Onygenales; Ajellomycetaceae. The coding region runs from base 1 to 1137 and encodes 378 amino acids. The transcript is spliced from 3 exons.